AUGGAAUAAAAUGACAUAAAUUCUGAUGAUGACGGAGAAGAUACAAGCGAGAUGAGUGCAACUUCAAAUAAGAAAGGAAUGGGUCUUGACAUGUAUUCUAAGGUACAUGAGAUAAAUUUGGAAGAUGAAAAAGAUGAGGAAGAUGAAGAAAAUGAGCUUGAUGAUGAUGAUGCAAAUGAUGCGGGUAGUGGAGGACAAGCUAGUAAUGAAGGUACUUUUCUUGUUUACUUUAUUGUCUAAUUAUAGCUUAUAUUAUUUCUCAAUUGAAUUAUGUUAUUUUAAUCGGAUUUAAGCACAAUAAAAAAGAAAAUCCGUGGAAAAACUAUGUGCAAAAGGCUUCAUGCCACAGAUUUUAAUGAUCGACGGGAGGUGGAAUUUUUUUCAAGGGCAGCUUGUAGGUCCAACCAAGGAGGUUGUAUCUGACCUCAACCAACUAUUGGGCACAACAGUUAGAAACCCUCGUUUUGUGACUUUGUUAUAUACUAGUUGGCAUGGUGUGCCUAAAAAACUCAAAGAGGACAUAUGGGAGUAUGUCAAUCAAAAGUUCGUUCUUCCCAUAAGUUCAAAGCCUUGGAUAAUGCGGGCACUUUGUUGUGCAUGGAAAAAAUACAAAUGGCAAAAUAAAAAUAGAACAUUUCUUGAAGUACAACACAAAGAAAGAAAUGAUAAAGAACCGACCAUUAGAGAUUCUCGAGGUUCAAUUUUGCAAACUAAUUCGGUAUUGGAGUCUUCCGGAUAUCAAGGCCAUCUCUGCUAAGAAUACUAAAAAUAGGUCAAAGCAAACAUGUCCUCACCAAAUGGGAUCCACAAAUUUUGGAAUAGUGCAUAAGCAGCUGACUAAACUUCGAAACCGCUUAGAGGCAGGAGAAAAUGAUGAGGAUGCAUUUGUAGGAGUGUUAGGAAAGGACCAACCAGGUCGAGUUCGUUGUUAUGGGGCUUCGAUUACAAGAAGCUCUCUUAAAAAGGAUGAGGAGAUUCACCACAUAAAAGUUGAAUACAACGCUCAUGUCUCAUCAUUAGAGAAGAAGAUGGACGGUGUAUGUGGUUUAUUAAAGGUAUUGGUGCACCAAAUCAACCCUGGAAUGAGCGAUGAAGAGGUAGCAGCCUUAAUGCAAGCUGCCCAAAAUUCUUCUUUGGAUACCUCAAGUAGCAGAGCAAAAAAUACUCCCUGCUCCUCCGAAUCAACUCACAUUCCACACAAAGAUGAUGGCAGUGGUCAAAACAAUUUUGCUCGCAAUGGAUGAUACACGACGUUUUAUAUUUUGUAAUGAAGUACAAGAAGUAGAUGUUAUGACUUU
Molecule: messenger RNA, 1298 nt
Organism: Arachis ipaensis
Lineage: Eukaryota; Viridiplantae; Streptophyta; Magnoliopsida; Fabales; Fabaceae
Source: RefSeq, a predicted model, not a curated record